Messenger RNA from Hemibagrus wyckioides, 2239 nucleotides. RefSeq names its product solute carrier family 2, facilitated glucose transporter member 5-like. Gene Ontology annotation, molecular function: hexose transmembrane transporter activity. Gene Ontology annotation, cellular component: membrane. The record is from RefSeq and is a predicted model, not a curated record. Lineage: Eukaryota; Metazoa; Chordata; Actinopteri; Siluriformes; Bagridae. Bases 123 to 1640 code for a protein of 505 amino acids. Gene Ontology annotation, biological process: monosaccharide transmembrane transport. The transcript is spliced from 12 exons.
CACAAGCACUGAUGCCAAUGUACAAAGUACAUUUAAAAAAAAAAAAAAUCUGCAUGCAUUUAUCUCACGAUCAGAGCUUAUAUUAGGAGUUUUUCACUUUGUCAUCGUCAAAAGACAUCUAAAUGGAGAAUCUGGGGGAAAGAAAAGGGAAACUCACUCCGCUGUUGGCUUUUGCGACCCUGAUCUCUGCGUUUGGCUCGUCUUUUCAGUAUGGCUACAACGUGGCUGUUAUCAACUCCCCAGCCCCAGACAUGAAGAGUUUCUACAUCAGUGUGUUCGAGAGUCGCAAUAGCACGGUCACCAAAAAUAUGCAAACUCUUCUGUGGUCCCUGACUGUGUCUAUGUACCCCCUGGGAGGGUUCUUUGGCUCUCUCAUGGUGGCACCGCUAGUGAAUAAUUUUGGAAGGAAAGGUACCUUGCUGUUUAAUAACAUCUUCUCCAUCGGUCCUGCUAUAAUGAUGGGUGUGAGUGAGGUGCUGGGAUCUUUUGAGAUUAUUGUCGUGGGUCGCUUCUUUGUGGGCAUCUGUGCUGGCAUUUCAUCCAAUGUGGUGCCAAUGUAUUUAGGAGAACUGGCCCCGAGGAACCUCAGAGGAGCUAUUGGGAUUGUGCCUCAGCUUUUCAUUACUAUUGGCAUCCUCACUGCCCAGGUGUUUGGUAUCCGAAAUAUUCUUGGUAACACAGAAGGUUGGCCCAUCAUGCUGGGUCUCACUGGAGUUCCUGCUCUCCUCGAACUGCUUCUGUUGCCCUUCUGCCCUGAGAGUCCUCGCUACAUGCUCAUUCAGCGGGGCGAUGACAAUAACGCCAGAACUGCACUGCAGCGUCUGAGAGGAUGGAAGGACGUAGAAGAGGAGAUGACAGAGAUGCGACUUGAAGAGCAGUCAGAGAGAGCCGAGGGCCAGCUUUCUGUGCUCAAGCUCUUCACCCUCCGCUCUCUGCGCUGGCAGCUGUUGUCCAUAAUCAUCAUGAACAUGGGCCAGCAGUUAUCAGGAGUCAACGCCAUUUAUUACUAUGCGGACAGCAUCUUCUCUUCAGCCGGAGUGAAAGAGAACCACAUUCAGUAUGUGACUGUUGGAACAGGAUCUGUAAAUGUCCUCAUGAGCAUUGCUGCAGUGUUUAUAGUGGAAGCCUCGGGCAGGAAGCUGCUGCUUCUGAUUGGGUUCGGGAUCUGUUGUGUAGCCUGUGUGAUCCUUACUGUAGCUCUCAGACUGCAGGAGAGCCUGCAGUGGAUGCCCUAUGUCAGCAUCGCCUGUGUCAUCAUUUAUGUCAUUGGCCACGCCAUAGGCCCAAGUCCAAUUCCUACCGUGAUUACCACUGAGAUUUUCCGCCAGUCCUCAAGACCUGCAGCUUUUAUGGUGGCAGGCUCUGUGCACUGGCUGUCAAACUUCACCAUAGGCCUGAUCUUCCCCUUCUUAGAGAAAAACCUGGGGGCCUUCAGCUUUAUCGUCUUUGCUGGCAUCUGCCUCGCCACACUCAUCUACAUUUGGCUGGUCAUCCCAGAAACUAAGGGUGCCACCUUCUUGGAGAUCAGCAAGCUGUUUACUAAGAGGAACAAAGUGGAGAUUGUGGUAGAAGAUGAGGAUUGCAGGAUGCAAGAAACUGGAGUGACAGACCAUGAAAAGGACAUAAUUACACCAUUGUAAACACAGGAUGGCUUACUGAGUGUUGUUUUGUAUAUAUCAGACCUUUAGUCUAGGUCUGGAACUCCAGUAUUUUGGAUUGAAAUUGUACUGUAAUGUUGUGUCUCGUUUCACUUAACUGCACUUUGACUAGAAUGCAGACUGCAGAUUAUAAAUGGCAUCAGGUGUUGAAGAACAUUGGUCUGCUUCCUAAAGACCACAUAUCAGCUCAAAACUUAAUUAUAUGUCUGACAUUGUGAGACUGCACCUAGGGUUUAUGUUAAAUAGCCAGCAUAAUUAUAGUAGAACAAAUCCUGGUUCUGCUGGUAUUACAUGUCCGCAGUACAGUUUUACAAGCUGUCUGUUUUGGAAGCUGAGACCAAGUUCUAAAAUGUGGUGUAGCAACAUUUGAAUGAAUCAGAAUGAAGUUUCACAUUCUGUUGACAUGCUUUUUUUUACUUAUUAUUAAUGAUUACUUCAUGCUUUCUACCAAGUCCAGCAAACAUUUAGUGUAGUACACAGUUUCACUGAUACUCCAUGUAAAAUCCUUUAAUGAAACUAAUAAUAUGUAACUGCUGAAAUGACCAGUCAAAAGACCUGCUUUAAUAAUCUUGGACUAUUUC